GAGCUCCCGCUCCCAAUCUCCCCCUUGGCGACCAUGGCGAACGCGCAGGAGUCGCUCGUCCAGGUGGGCACGAUGCGCGGCCACAACGACGUGGUGACCGCCAUCGCCGCGCCGAUCGACAACUCGCCGUACAUCGUCUCCGCCUCCCGCGACAAGUCGGUGCUGGUCUGGGACCUCACCAACCCGGCCCCGUGCCCCCCCGACGGCUCGGCCCCCAUCGAGUACGCCCCGCCCUUCCGCCGCCUCACCGGCCACAGCCACUUCGUCCAGGACGUCGUCCUCAGCUCCGACGGCCAGUUCGCGCUCUCCGGAUCCUGGGACGGCGAGCUCCGCCUCUGGGACCUCUCCACCGGCCUCACCACCCGCCGCUUCGUCGGCCACUCCAAGGACGUCAUCUCCGUCGCCUUCUCCGUCGACAACCGCCAGAUCGUCUCCGCGUCCAGGGACACCACCAUCAAGCUCUGGAACACCCUCGGUGAGUGCAAGUACACCAUCGGCGGCGACCUCGGCGGCGGCGAGGGACACACUGGAUGGGUCUCCUGCGUCAGGUUCUCCCCCAACACCUUCCAGCCCACCAUCGUCUCCGGCUCCUGGGACAAGACCGUCAAGGUCUGGAACCUUACCAACUGCAAGAUCCGCCACACGCUCGCGGGACACGGUGGCUACGUCAAUGCCGUCGCCGUCAGCCCCGACGGUUCCCUGUGCGCCUCCGGCGGCAAGGACGGCGUCACGCUGCUCUGGGACCUGUCCGAGGGGAAGAGGCUCUACCAGCUGGAAGCCGGCUCCAUCAUCCACUCGCUCUGCUUCUCACCCAACCGCUACUGGCUCUGUGCUGCGACAGAGGACUCUGUCAAGAUCUGGGACCUGGAGUCCAAGCACGUCGUGCAGGACCUCAAGCCAGAAGUCCAGGUCUCCAAGAACUCGCUGCUUUACUGCACAAGCUUGAGCUGGAGCGCGGAUGGAAGCACUCUCUACACAGGAUACACUGAUGGAACCAUCAGGGUCUUCAAGAUCCAAACUGGGUACGGCUACUAGAUAACAGGAAGUCUGUCGAGGGGUAUUGCUUAGGAGCCUUGCUGGUCAAACGGUUGUAAUGCCCGUCAAGUUUUUGGCUGUUCUGAGGCACAUUAUCUGCCUGCUACUUUGAGCUUGAGUCACUGUUCUAUUUUUUUAUAUUAUGCUUAGGUUUGUUGAUGAGCACAUUAUUCAUCAGUAAUAUGGAAGAGAAUCAGUUAUCUCACCACUGUUUUGUUUUGAUUAUUGCUUCAAAUAUACUCAUACUAUUUAGCCAUGC
Molecule: messenger RNA, 1294 nt
Organism: Lolium rigidum
Lineage: Eukaryota; Viridiplantae; Streptophyta; Magnoliopsida; Poales; Poaceae
Product: guanine nucleotide-binding protein subunit beta-like protein A
Exons: 2
Coding region: 34-1035 (333 amino acids)
Biological process (GO): positive regulation of protein phosphorylation; rescue of stalled cytosolic ribosome
Cellular component (GO): nucleus; cytosol
Molecular function (GO): protein kinase C binding; translation regulator activity; ribosome binding
Source: RefSeq, a predicted model, not a curated record